AUGGUAUGGGCUAACUUUGUCAAGAUCUUUAGAGAACAUCACAUUCCCAGCAGUGUUAUGAAGCUCAAGAGGGAUGAGUUCAGAAAGCUUCAUCAAGGUGGCAUGAAUAUGACGGAGUAUCUUCAUAAGUUCAUGGAGUUGUCUCGUUAUGCACCAGAGGAUAUCAAUGAUGAUGAAAAGAAGCAAGAAGCUUUUCUUGGUGGGCUUAACCCUGAAAUCAAGACCUUGGUUGAACUCACCACCCACAGUGACUUUAAUGCCAUGAUCAACAGGGCUAUCACCGCUGAGAGAAAUAGGAAGUCAGAACUCAGUGAGCGCAAACGACGAUUUGAAAGCAAGAAGCCCCAGCAGAUGGAGAAGUUUCAGAGGACUCAGUAUCCGACUCACUCAGGCCAGAGGAGCCAGGGUGCCUUCUCAUUUAAAAUGCACCCCGGUUCUUUCCAGAAGCCAGCCCAGUCAGCUCCUGUUAUGAAGACCCAGAAUAUCUCCCGCAUCCAACCGACUGGUGGAAGUCAAGUGACCAAUGUGAAGACCUGUUUCCACUGCCGCGAAGCCGAACAUUACAAGGCCAAUUGUCCAUAUCUCAAUCAGCCCGCCCCUUCUAUUUUCUCCAACUCUGUUCAAGGACCAAAGCAGCUGACGGGAGCCAACCGUACAGCACCAGCUAGGAGCCAACAGCAGUCCUUCAGCAAGGCAAAGGUGAACCAUGUGUAUGCUGAAGAAGCAGAGGAUGCACCAGGAGUGAUUUUCGGUAUGCCUCCAGAAAGAGAUGUAGAGUUCACUAUUGACUUAGUCCCUGGAACCAAGCCUAUAGCAAAGAAUGCCUAUCGGUUAGCAGCCCCAGAGCUUGCCGAGUUGAAGAAGCAGCUUGAGGAGCUUCAACAAAAGAGAUUUAUUAGACCUACUGCUUCCGUGGGGAGCCCCAGUGCUCUUUGUGAAGAAGAAAGAUGGAAGCAUGAGACUUUGUGUGGACUACCAUGA
Molecule: messenger RNA, 981 nt
Organism: Panicum hallii
Lineage: Eukaryota; Viridiplantae; Streptophyta; Magnoliopsida; Poales; Poaceae
Exons: 2
Coding region: 1-981 (326 amino acids)
Source: RefSeq, a predicted model, not a curated record